Molecule: messenger RNA, 4900 nt
Organism: Anopheles coustani
Lineage: Eukaryota; Metazoa; Arthropoda; Insecta; Diptera; Culicidae
Gene: Nup153
Product: nuclear pore complex protein Nup153
Exons: 6
Coding region: 61-4296 (1411 amino acids)
Biological process (GO): RNA export from nucleus; protein import into nucleus
Cellular component (GO): nuclear pore
Molecular function (GO): structural constituent of nuclear pore
Source: RefSeq, a predicted model, not a curated record
GGUUAAUUUACCAGUAAAUUUUGCGUUCUUUAGGCUAAAGUAAGUUGAAUCCGAUGCAAAAUGUCGCAGGAUAGUGAUUCAAGUGCAUCCGGCGAUGAAAAUCAAGACUUGAUAGAGCCAGCGGACGAGGAAACCGAAGCUGUUCCGACCCCGGGAUUAGCUGACGUGAGUGCGUCUACUUCGAGCAAUCUGAACACCUCGUUUGUUGGGAAAGUAUGUACGAAAGUAUCGAACAUCCUAUCAACAAUCUUUUCGCGAAGUCCCCCAGCAGCAACAGCAUCAAUCCACAAGCAACCUCGCCAAUUAACCAACGCGGACAGUUUCAGUACCAUUGGGCAGAGGAAAAGGAAACAUUCGCCUGCUAUGAGUCCGUCACUUAUCAUCGACGACCGUUAUGAGCAGAUGGUGCGUAAACGAGCUCGACUCAACGUUCCUACCGAAUCCGUUACUACACAAACCGUUGCUACACAGACAGUUGCCACUGAUUCAGUAAAUCGGAAUGUGCGCUCAGCGACGCCGAAUCGAUUCCAACAACGCACAUCACAACGCGAAAUCCAGCGACGGCUAGCGUCCCGCAAAUUAGCGGGCAGAGGUGUUACGCCACAUGUCCAGCAAAAAUUGGUACGUAAGGCGGAUGCCGAACCCCGUCAAGACAGCGGAGAUUCUGUAGGCAUCGUAGCCCGCAAGUCGCCAGCGUUUGUGCCAUCCGAGUCGACGCCGGUUUCUUCAAUUGAACGAGAUUCGAGAGCUGAUAGCGUUGCGAGUACCAUUCGAUCGGUCAAUAGUCAGUCACAACUGCAAGACGAAGGUGACAGCGUGACAACUGACCGCAGCACAAGUAAGCAACAACAACUGAAAGUACCAUCCGGGAUUCGGCAAAUAUACGCGGCCACAGCAAAGGUGAAUGAUGACCCUGCCCGUCGCUAUAGCACCUUUCUGGGAAAUCGAAUUUACAACCAGCGCCAGCAGGCCAGGCACCGCAGUCAGGGUGGGGACAUUUUAAAUUUUUCAUCGCACCUCGACCGCAGGAAAAGCCUGUUCGCCGCGACUACGUACGAGCGUCCUGCAUUUAAUCCGUCCGUCUACGGCAACAUGUCAUCGCUCCGUAGCGAGACCACGACGCGGUCCCCCUUGGCGUCUCCCUUUUACGACGGGGUCACGCGUUACGGUGGCGCAUCUGCUGCGCCACUCAAUUACGCCCGACAACUCGAACGUCGGGCACAACUCUUGACGAAACGGGUUCCCACGACGGAAAGAAAAGAAACCCCCAGCGACACGCAGUGGAUUCAAAACAUUUUGAAAACAUAUUCCAAUCCGCUGGGCGCGUCGCAAAGGCGCGAAGCAAAUAAAUAUAUGCUAGAAAACAAGGAACUGAGGGAGCAACUGCGUAACCCGUACCAACAAAUCGGCACUCCGAUCCGUAUGCAGAUGCCGUGUACCACCAAGGAGGAGUUGCAGCGUCGAAAACAGGCCCAGUUAAUUCCCAUGAAAGAGUUGGUGGUGCCUCGCGUAGUGGAGAUGAUGGCCCUCAAGCAACACGUUCAGGAAGCGACGGUUAGCGACCCCCCGAACACCAUCACCCAUCAACCCAUUAAGUACACGCCACCCGCCCAGCAACAGCAUCAGCCGCACGAGACGAUGCAAUCGCUCGACUCGAAACAAACAACCAAAAUGAAACCUAAAUUAAAUCGCGCCCGCGGCGAACUGUCCGCCAAAGACCGUGAGAUGUACAGCCCGGCCGUUCCGCUAGAGCUGCCGAAUGUCAAGCUACCCGAGAUGGCAGCGUUCCCGAAGUUCGACUUGAAUUUGCCUUACACAUCAUCGUCCUCAACGGAUGCACGAUCCAUUGUCCGACGCGAGCCGUCGACUCAGUCAUCCCGAUCGUCUCCAGUGCGACCACGGCCGCCACCAGUUACCACCCUCCCACAUCCACCCAACGAUACGGGAGCUAAUGCGCGUCGCAGCGAAGGCAGAGAAAAACCAUUCGUGUUCAGUGCAACUAACAUUAUCGGUUCCAUGAUCUCCAAUCCGAGUGCUAUCUCACGCAAGCGAUUUAGUUUUGUCUUGCCGCAAUUGCUGAAUGAAAGGAGUUCCGGCGGAUCGGAAACGGCGAAAGCAAGCUUCCAGCAGCUGAAGGCUGUCAAUGCAAAUAAAUGGACCUGUGAUGUUUGCAAGGUUCUAAAUGAACAGCACCUUGCAAAAUGUUUCGCGUGCAAGAGUUCGAAGUCGGCGACACCAAGUAAGAGUGUAGCGGCGGCAGCACCGCCAAGCUUCCAGCAGCUGAAAGCUGUGAAUGCCAACAAAUGGAUCUGCGAUGUUUGCAUGGUUCCAAACGAGGAAGAUCUCGCGAAAUGUGUCGCAUGCGAGAGUAAGAAGCCAGCUCCCAAAACGGCGGCACCGCCAAGCUUCCAGCAGCUUAAGGCCGUGAACGCCAAUAAAUGGACGUGUGACGUUUGCAUGGUUCCAAACGAGCAGGAUGUCGUGAAAUGCGUCGCAUGCGAGAGUAAGAAACCAGCUCCCAAAUCGACGGCACCGCCAAGCUUCCAGCAGCUUAAGGCCGUGAACGCCAAUAAAUGGACGUGUGACGUUUGCAUGGUUCCAAACGAGCAGGAUGUCGUGAAAUGCGUCGCAUGCGAGAGUAAGAAACCAGCUCCCAAAUCGACGGCACCGCCAAGCUUCCAGCAGCUUAAGGCCGUGAACGCCAACAAAUGGACGUGUGACGUUUGCAUGGUUCCAAACGAGCAGGAUGUCGUGAAAUGCGUCGCAUGCGAGAGUAAGAAACCGGCUCCCAAAACGGCGGCACCGCCAAGCUUCCAGCAGCUUAAGGCCGUGAACGCCAACAAAUGGACGUGUGACGUUUGCAUGGUUCCAAACGAGCAGGAUGUCGUGAAAUGCGUCGCAUGCGAGAGUAAGAAACCGGCUCCAAAACCGACGGCACCGCCAAGCUUCCAGCAGCUUAAGGCCGUGAACGCCAAUAAAUGGACGUGUGACGUUUGCAUGGUUCCGAACGAACAGGAUGUCGCGAAAUGUGUGGCAUGCGAGAGUAAGAAACCAGCUCCCAAAUCGACAGCACCGCCAAGCUUCCAGCAGCUUAAGGCCGUGAAUGCAAAUAAAUGGACGUGUGAAGUUUGCAUGGUUCCAAACGAGCAGGAUGUCGUGAAAUGCGUCGCAUGCGAGAGUAAGAAACCAGCUCCCAAAACGUCGGCACCACCAAGCUUCCAGCAGCUUAAGGCCGUGAAUGCCAAUAAAUGGACGUGUGACGUUUGCAUGGUUCCAAACGAGCAGGAUGUCGCGAAAUGUGUGGCAUGCGAGAGUAAGAAACCGACUCCCAAAUCGGCUGCACCAAGCAACAGUGCUGUGAAAGUCAACUUUGGCCAAGUACCGCUGCCAGCAGGUACCAACAACAAUCACAGCGGCCGUGACAUCGGAUCAGCCGUCCGGAAUGCUGGCGGCGCAAUGGCUUUUGCUAGACCAGCACAGUCCGCAGUCUCUCGCAGCAAUGGCCCGGCACAGCGGCAGCAGCCAGAACCGGUCGCAAAGCGAGUACGUGCCGCGGCAAAUGCAACUGCUGCUGCCGCGAUCAAACCGGCCGAAGUCAUUACCAUCAGUGAUGACUCGGAAGAUGACACGGACAGCGUCUGCGAGGUUGUUGUCACGAAUUCGACGCCGGCAACGUCGGUUUCAAGUGGAGCCAGUACAACAGAGCCUGCUUUACCUGCUAAGAAAGGUAGUCCCCCGGUUGGUUUGUUUGCAUCGGUAGUGGUGCCUCCCUCGAUUGGCACUAGCACGAAUGGUACCGGGAGCCGCGGGACUCUGUUUACAUUUGGUAGCGGAGGAACGUCUUCCACUUUCGAGACUCAGACGCCAUCACAAGUUCCUUCCGCCCCACCCACAGCGGUGAGUGGCGGCAAUUUGUUUAGUACCCCUCACAUUACUGCCACGCAGUCGGACGACGCAUGUGGGCCCAGCCAAAACAACAUCCAGCGGACAAAACGGCCUUUAAGCGAGGCGAUCGGAAGCAGCAACAACGGUAACCAUUCCGGAGUGAACCAAGCCGAUGCAGCCCCGAAACCAUUUUCGUUCUCCGCCUCGACGGUACCGAACUUCAACUUUUCCGCACCCGCCCCAAUGGAGAGCACAGCUGCACGCGCGCCAAGCGACCGCGGUACGCCAGUGUUUCAAUUUGGGGGACUCUCGCAGCCAAACCCACUGGUCAAGCUUGCGGAAGGCGACAACCCAGGGCAAACCGAAACCAGCGCGAGAAAAUUGAAGUUGCGCGCAACCCGCCGGUUGUAGACGGGCGCCCUAUGACAAGACAGUUCAGAAGAUCAACGGCGGCCGACCAACGAGGCGGAAAACGAGGCGGUCGAAACGAUAUUCAUAAGAAACGAGGGUCUAAGUAACGCGAAUAGAAUAACUUGACACACACGAAACCAGGAGAGGCAAACAAAACUUGAUCCUCCUCAUCUGCAACACACUGAGGAGUAACGUUACUUUAAAUUUAGUUUUAUUGCUGGAGAGUAAGUAAGUAAUAGGUAGAGAGAAGGGAGGAGCAGAGAGAGAGAGAGGAGAAAGAAAGGAGGUCCGCAUGUUUAAUUUUUUCAAUCAAUCCGCUUAUAAUGUUUCAAAUUUGUUUUGUUUCCAGAAACUUUGCUUGUGUAGAAUUCAAAAACGCUUGAAUUUGCAAAAUAUAUCAGAGAAAGAAAGAAAGAGAGCGAAAGAGAGAGAGAGAGAGAGAGAGAGAGAGAGAGAGAGAGGAAGAAAGGAGGUUCGCAUGUUUAAUUUUUUCAAUCAAUCCGCUUAUUCUGUUUCAAAUUUAUUUUGUUUCCGGAAACUUUGCUUGUUUAGAAUUCAAAAACGCUUGAAUUUACAAAAUAUAUCAUUUAUAUACUUGGGAAAA